AGCGCAACUUAUCAACUUUAAAUCGAACAACGAUCGUGUCAUGGUGUGAUCGACUGAAAGAUUUUGAUGAAAAUAAAAUAUAGUCGUAUAGAAAAUCUGAUGAUGAAUAGAAUUGUCUCGGUUACGUCACGUGCCCAAAGCGCGUGGUUCCACGCUCCCCCAUAGGUGAGGAAAGGCAAUUUGAAUCCUACCGAAACUCAAAACUUACUUCCUUUCCCAACACCUAAAAGCCGAAAUCUCUCUUUCAUAGUUUCGAUUAAAUAAUUUCCCAAUUUCGAUAUUAAAAGGAGGAAAAAGAAUCCGGCCAUGUACUUCCAUUCGCCUACACGAACACAUAUAGGUACGCGUAUACAGCGGUGAUAUCUAUAUUAUUUCUGCCGAAUUUCCAAGGGUUCGUUUGUGUGAGUGUAGCGGCCGCCGCGCAGAUCUGAGUUUUUCAGGAUUCCGGAAUUAGUUACAUCCCAGUGCACCUUAAGAAAGGCCGAUAACACUGAAGCUUAAGUACUGAGAAAUGGAAGAUCUUUCAAGUUUUUGGGGCCCCGUGACAUCCACACAUGAGUGGUGUGAGCUGAAUUAUGUCCACUCUUCUUACAUUGCCGAAUUUUUCAACACCAUAUCUAAUAUCCCAUGCAUCAUCCUAGCACUCAUUGGUCUUGUUAAUUCACUGAGACAACGAUUUGAGAAAAGGUUCAGCGUCCUUCACUUAUCAAAUAUGAUACUCGCCAUUGGCAGCAUGUUAUAUCAUGCCACAUUGCAGCGACUGCAGCAGCAAGGGGAUGAAACACCUAUGGUGUGGGAAAUGCUCCUAUAUAUCUACAUUCUUUACUCUCCUGAUUGGCAUUAUCGAAGUACAAUGCCCACCUUUUUGUUUCUCUAUGGUGCAAUAUUUGCAGUUGCACACUCACAAGUUCGCUUCGACAUUGGUUUCAAGGUGCACUACGCACUGCUUUGUCUUCUUUGCAUUCCUAGGAUGUACAAGUAUUAUAUUCACACUGAAGACAAAGCUGCUAAGAGGUUGGCAAAGCUCUAUGUGGCCACUCUUGUUGUGGGAACUAUCUGUUGGCUAGUUGACCGUCUCUUAUGCAAGCAUAUUUCGCUGUGGCACUUCAAUCCACAGGGUCAUGCCCUGUGGCAUGUUUUAAUGGGUUUCAACUCAUACUUUGCCAAUACAUUUUUGAUGUUUUGCCGAGCUCAACAACGAGGGUGGAAUCCAAAAGUAGAGCACUUUUUGGGUAUGUUCCCUUACGUCAAGAUUCAAAAACCAAAAGCCCAGUAGCAGCAGAUACCACCUGGUAGAAAUGAAUUACUUGUGACAAAGUGCGACCAUGUUAUGUGCUGGUUGGCAAAACUGAGAUUCAUUUUUUUUGUCUUUUUGUUUUGAAACAUGUAUGUAAAUGAUAGCUGGGAGUAAACUUAGUUGGUUCAUAUUUAAAUUUUGACUGUAAAAUUAGCGUUUUGUGAGGUAGCAUAUUUUUAGACUCCCACUCAAGCCACCACGAACUAGGUGUUAUCUAUUGAGUUUUCAAUCUUCUCCCUAUAUCGUAUUCGUGUGUGCUGAGAAGGGUUUUUAUUUUCAUUCGUUUGGAUUUUCAUUUGAAUUCGAAAUAUCUAUAUUUACCCCUCCUA
Messenger RNA from Salvia miltiorrhiza (redroot sage), 1626 nucleotides. RefSeq names its product alkaline ceramidase-like. The record is from RefSeq and is a predicted model, not a curated record. Gene Ontology annotation, molecular function: hydrolase activity, acting on carbon-nitrogen (but not peptide) bonds, in linear amides. Gene Ontology annotation, cellular component: membrane. The coding region runs from base 512 to 1276 and encodes 254 amino acids. The transcript has 3 exons. Gene Ontology annotation, biological process: autophagy; response to salt stress; defense response to other organism. NCBI's taxonomy places the organism in Eukaryota, Viridiplantae, Streptophyta, Magnoliopsida, Lamiales, Lamiaceae.